UUACCGUGAUACAGCAAAACCAAACGGUCCAUAAAAUUCAUACCUUGUGGCCUUAUCCGAUUUACUUGGCAAGCUAAUCAUUAACGUCGUCGUCAUUAAAGUUUCGAUUUUUCCGCCAUUUCUGCUUCUUGUUCGCCAUUUUUGCUUCUAGUGGGCUCUCGGGAAAAGUUUCUGUUUUCUGGUAUUCCGACGACGACCCAGAUGGCGAAUGAUGCCAAUAACAUAGACCCAUUUCUGCAAUUCAUGAUUAGCCCUAGGAAGAAGUCUCCUCUGCAGCUGUGUCCGUUACCAGAAGAUGGCGAGGUCGCGAUUCCGAUGCCGAUGACUCCGUCGGAGUUCAAAGACCGCCUAAUCUUCGGUCCUUCCCCUCGCUCCCCGCGCGAUUCGUCUUCCCUUGCAGAUGUCCUCUCUCAGAUACCCUCGCCGUCGUCCUCCGCCGCCGCAUCCUUCUCCGAUUCCUCCGCCGUCGAGCCGCUCCUCUCGCCGUCUCCAUCACAACCGGAAUCGUGGCUGAUCGACCCGAAUUACAAAUGGGGGCAUGGUUACCCUCUCCAUCGGUCCAAAACCGCCCCGGCGAUGGCCGUGAUCUACGAUUUGAGUCACCCAGUUCACGAUUCCCAGAAAAAGUCCGAUUCACGAUCCGUUGUAAGACAAGCUUUUGCUCUGCUUCUGGUGUAUCUUACUUUAGGGGUGCUUAUAUAUUGGUUCAAUCGUGAUAACUACGUAGUUAACCAGACCCAUCCCGUUGUCGACGCCUUGUAUUUCUGCAUCGUGACGAUGUGCACCAUCGGCUAUGGCGACAUCACGCCCAACAGUACCACGACAAAGCUGUUUUCAAUCUUGUUUGUGCUUGUCGGGUUUGGGUUCAUAGAUAUUUGGCUAAGUGGGAUGGUUACAUACGUUCUUGACCUGCAAGAAAGCUAUAUGUUGAAGGCGGUGAAGCCAGGGGACGAGCGAGACAAGGCAAGAUCUUACAUAAUCGAUGUGAAGAAGGGGAGGAUGAGAAUUAGGUUGAAAGUGGGAUUGGCUUUAGGCGUUGUGGUGCUAUGUAUUGGAUUUGGUGUUGGGAUUAUGCAUUUCAUUGAGAAGCUCGGAUGGCUGGACUCUUUUUAUCUGUCAGUUAUGUCGGUUACGACAGUUGGGUAUGGGGAUCAUGCCUUCAAGACAUUGCCCGGCAGGCUUUUUGCAGCGAUAUGGCUGCUCGUUUCUACAUUAGCCGUGGCUCGAGCUUUUUUGUACUUGACUGAGGCGAGGGUGGACAAGAGGAACAGAAAACGAGCAAAGAAAGUGCUUUGUGAGAACAUGACAGUUGCUCAGUUCUUUGCUGCAGAUAUCGACAACAAUGGUUGCGUCAGCAAGGCAGAGUACGUGAUAUACAUGCUGAAGGAAAUGGGGAAGAUAAGCGAGAAGGACAUAACUCCGAUCUCAAGCCAGUUUGACAGGCUCGAUACCAACAACAAUGGCAAGAUCACUCUCUUGGAUCUCGUGGAGUGCAGCAGCCAAUGAUUCAUUCUUGUUUAUCUAUGAUUCCACAUCGCAACUGAGUCAUGAUAUGAUGAUAUGAUGAUGAUGAUGAUGAUGAUGAUAGUGGCGGUGGUGAUGAUGAUGAAAAGAGAGGUCUUCAGCUUCCUAUGAUGCGAUUUGUUUAGCAUGAUUUCACAUCAUAAUUCAUCCUCGUUCCCAUGAUUGUGAUCAUGAGGAGGGGGAGGCGGAGAAGAAGAAAUUUUGGUUUUCCCGGUUUCAUGAUCGGUUUGAAGUUGUACCAAAUCGGUCUAUACCCGGUUUUCUUAGGUAUAGUAGGUUUGGUGAUCCCAAUACAGAGAUUCAUUUUUA
This is a messenger RNA of Tarenaya hassleriana, 1833 nucleotides long. RefSeq names its product two-pore potassium channel 3-like. Gene Ontology annotation, cellular component: plant-type vacuole membrane. The record is from RefSeq and is a predicted model, not a curated record. The transcript is spliced from 2 exons. Gene Ontology annotation, molecular function: potassium ion leak channel activity. NCBI's taxonomy places the organism in Eukaryota, Viridiplantae, Streptophyta, Magnoliopsida, Brassicales, Cleomaceae. Bases 202 to 1506 code for a protein of 434 amino acids. Gene Ontology annotation, biological process: potassium ion transmembrane transport; stabilization of membrane potential.